GGGUGGUGUGAAAGGACACAGUCACAGCCGCCAGUUUGUGAUCCUGCCUGACUUACACGCGUAGCCUGAGCGCUCCAUAUUGGGUAACUGUCCCAGUGAGGGUAAACAAACGCCAGCUCACACCUAUCAGCUGAAGUGGGAGUAUAGAGUGUACUGCUGCUUUAACACACUGAAAACAUUGAGUAGUAGCCUAGUCAUUCAUUUGUAAUUUGAGGGGAAUUUGGAAUUGGAAUAAUGGCAUUCCGGAAGACCAAAAAAGAACCCAGGAAAGAGUACCUGUCUGUGAAGGACUUGGAAAAGAUUUUGGAUUCUUGCACGUUGCGGUUGACCCAGAUAAAUGAGGUUUGGCCGAACAUAUUCAUAGGAAAUGUGGCAAUUGCCCAAAACAGGAGUACCUUACAGAAGUUAGGCGUCACUCAUGUUUUAAACGCUGCUCAUGCCAAGCGAGGCAGCAUAGGGGACCACAGAUUUUAUGGCAACAGCUUUGUUUAUUAUGGUAUUCCAGCAGAGGACUCGACUCACUUUGAUCUGGAUGUUUACUUCAAGCCCGCAGCGGAUUUCAUUCACAAAGCAUUGAAACAACCAGAUGGGAAGAUUCUCGUCCAUUGCAUUAUGGGUAUGAGCAGAUCGUCUACCUUGGUGUUGGCGUACCUCAUGUUGUAUUGUCACAUCCCCCUCCAUUGUGCUCUUCAGAAAGUAAUCCAGAAAAGAGCCAUUUACCCUAACAGGAACUUCCUGGCUCUGCUGCUGGACCUAGACCUCCAGCUGAAGAGAAAACAGAAAACCUGUCUGAUUCUGUAGAGAUCAGAACACAGCAAAACAGACCAAACCUCACAAGUUAAUAUUUGUAUCAGUGCACAACGAAGAAGCAUGAAAAGAGGAAGUUGAUUUUCAAAUCAAGUGGGAAUGAAUCUGUCAAAUCCCUUUCUAGUGCACAAACUACCUUAAACAAACAAGUAUACCUCACCUACAUACAGUAUGUUGAAUAAAAUAUGUUGCAAAAUUUUGGGGGAUUUAUAAUUCAUUUGAAAGAGCAGACUGUUAUUGGCAUUAUGAACAUAUGUAUGGAUGUGGUAUAUUUUCAGCAGUGCCAUCAAACGAGGUCAUUGGUAAACAGAGCUCAGACAAUGGCUGUGUCCACACAGUGAAGGAACAUUCUGUUAAAGAAAUAUCAACACAGAAGACACGAGCAGUAUCUCUAAAGCUAUUUUGUCGCUGCCGGCAAAAACCAAACCGUGUGUCCACUCCCACUCUCCAUACCUACUGGUAGCUCACGUAACCUUGGGGGUAUGCAGAAGAGAUGCCAGAAUUAUUUUGAGCCGAGGUCAUUCAGGUGUAAAAAUAGAAAGAAAGAGUUAAGGCAGAUGUCUACUACCUACAGCCAGUUGUGCUGUUAAAAUACAUGUACAAGAGCUCCGGUUUAAUGAGAUUCUAAUAUGUUUCAUGUGUAAGUAGUCUGUUAGAAGAAUAACUCAUCUCUGUACAAUAUCAAUUUGGAUAUACACUAGAGUGUACAAAGCAUUCGGAACACCAUCCUAAUAUUGAGUUGCACUCCAUUUUGCCCUCAGAACAGCCUCAGUUCGUCGGGGCAUGGACUCUACAAGGUGUCUAAAGCGUUCCACAGGGAUGCUGGCCCAUGUGGACUCUACAAGGUGUCUAAAGCGUUCCACAGGGACGCUGGCCCAUGUUGACUCUACAAGGUGUCUAAAGCGUUCCACAGGGAUGCUGGCCCAUGUGGACUCUACAAGGUGUCUAAAGCGUUCCACAGGGAUGCUGGCCCAUGUGGACUCUACAAGGUGUCUAAAGCGUUCCACAGGGAUGCUGGCCCAUGUGGACUCUACAAGGUGUCUAAAGCGUUCCACAGGGAUGCUGGCCCAUGUGGACUCUACAAGGUGUCUAAAGCGUUCCACAGGGAUGCUGGCCCAUGUGGACUCUACAAGGUGUCUAAAGCGUUCCACAGGGAUGCUGGCCCAUGUGGACUCUACAAGGUGUCUAAAGCGUUCCACAGGGAUGCUGGCCCAUGUGGACUCUACAAGGUGUCUAAAGCGUUCCACAGGGAUGCUGGCCCAUGUGGACUCUACAAGGUGUCUAUAGCGUUCCACAGGGACGCUGGCCCAUGUGGACUCUACAAGGUGUCUAAAGCAUUCCACAGGGACGCUGGCCCAUGUGGACUCUACAAGGUGUCUAAAGCGUUCCACAGGGAUGCUGGCCCAUGUGGACUCCAAUGCUUCCCACAGUUGUGUCAUGUUGGCUGGAUGUCCUUUGGGUGUUGGACCAUUUUUGAUACACACGGGAAACUGUUGAGCGUAAAAAACCCAGCAGUAUUGCAGUUCUUGACACAUUCACACCGGUGCACCUGGCACUUACUAACAAAUAAAAUAAAAUCACAUUUUAUUGGUCACAUAUGCAUAUUUAGCAGAUUUUAUUUUGGGUGUAGUGAAAUGCUUGUGUUCCUAGCUCAAACAGUGCAUUAGUAUCUAACAAUUCACACACAUCUAAAAGUAAAAUAAUGGAAUUAAUAAAUAUACAAAUAUUAGAUUGAGCAAUGUCGGAGUGGCAUUGACUAAAAUACAGUAGAAUCGAAUACAGUAUUUACACUACCAGUCAAAGGUUUUAGAACUACCCAUUCAAGGGUUUUUCUUUAGUUUUACUAUUUUCUACAUUGUAGGAUAAUAGUGAAGACAUCAAAACUACGAAAUAACACAUAUGGAAUUAUGUCCUAAACAAAUAAGUGUUAAAUCAAAAUAUAUUUUAUAUUUGAGAUUCUUCAAAUAGCCACCCAUUCCCUUGAUGACAGCUUUGCAAACUCUUGGCAUUCUCUCAACCAGCUUAACCUGGAAUGCUUUUCCAACAGUCUUCAAGGAGUUCACAUAUCCUUCACUCUGCGGUCCGACUCAUCCCAAACCAUCUCAAUUUGGUUGAGGUCAAGUGAUCAGGUCGUCUGAGGCAGCACCAUCACAGACAGUGUCACCAGCAAAGCACCCCCACACCAUCACACCUCCUCCUCCAUGCUUGACGGUGGGAAAUAGACAUGUGGAGAUUAUACGUUCACCCACAUCGUGUCUCACAAAGAGAUUGUCCUCAGCACAAGGUACACCUGUGUAAUGAUCAUGCUAUUUAAACAGCUUCUUAAUAUUCCACACCUGUCAGGUAGACGGAUUAUCUUGCCAAAGGAAAUUGCUCACUAACAGGGAUGUAAACAUAUGUGUUCAUUCAUAUGUGUUAUUUUCAGCUCAUUUUCUUUUCAGCUCAUGAAACAUGGAACCAACACUUUACAUGUUGCGUUUAUAUUUUUGUUCAGUAUAAGAGCAGAGCUGCAGCUCAACAUGAACACCAUGGAAAUCAGCUUUUUGCCCCUGACUUGAGAAGAGGCUAUGUACUUAUAGAUAAAUGAAGAAGAAGAAGAUCGUAUGAAGCACAUUGUUUUGUACUUGUGCAGAGACUUUAGCUACACUUUAGCUACCCCAUUAAACCUUUCCAGUUGUUUUUACUGUAACUUACAAAGUGGGAGAAGAGAUUUUUUUUUUUUUUACAGUAUUUUACCGUAUAAAAGGUAAAAGGUAUAAUACCACUUUCACUUCAAGAGGCCUUAACAAAGGCUCCCUCGCUGGCAGUGAAUACAGGAUAAAACAGGCCAAAGGACGUGGCAAAUAGUGACACUUGCCACCACUCCAAUCUGUCCCCUAUACACAUUUAAGUGUAGAAACACUGCUACGACCAAUCAGUUUAAUUGGCACAGGACUCUCGCUCACGGGCGGCACAAAUUUAGCCUCUUUAACAGCCUCAAAAUAUGUUAAGGAGCCAGGAACACACCUCUUGCACUAAGUGCCAGUAGGGAGGCCCAAAUGCUGUGGGGUUACAGUAAAGUACUGUUAAACCAAAGUUUUGGAAUUUACAGUAUAACUUACUGUUUAUGCCUAAAAAAAAAAUCACCAAGAGUGCAUUGCCAUAUACUGCAAAUAAUGAAUACAUGUUUUAUUGUAUAAUACUGUCAAAACAACAUUCUACAGUCUCUCUCAUGGAUAAAGCUAUCAAAAUGUUGCAGUGCACUUCCAUAUGCUACUCCAGGCCUCUUUUACGAAAGGUCACAGAAACAGAUUCGGUCUCAAUGACUCGUCCCCACGGGGACAUGACAAUAAUUCUCCACCACUGAGCAUCACAUUAAAUCUCUACACCCCACAACUGUAAUUAAAAUAAUCAGCUGCAGCUGCAUUGCUAAUGGUUUAUUUACAAUGACAAUGACUAGGAUAAAUAAGUCUGAUCUCUAGCCAAUGCCGAGAGCAGAAUCAGUCCAAGCUAAACAAACGCAAAUAUAUACAGUAUGAAUAAUAAAUGAGGCUUUUCGCAUUCCCAGUGUGUAAAUGUUGCUCUCGUUUGAAGGGGGAAAAAAAGGGAUAUAUUUUAUAUAUUAUACAGUAUUAGUUAUACUGUAUAAUACUGUAUACAUAGAAUACUGAUUCUGAGGAAAGAAAUGUGUUUUAUUUGAGAGUUACUGUAU
Molecule: messenger RNA, 4498 nt
Organism: Oncorhynchus keta (chum salmon)
Lineage: Eukaryota; Metazoa; Chordata; Actinopteri; Salmoniformes; Salmonidae
Product: dual specificity protein phosphatase 13-like
Exons: 6
Coding region: 235-801 (188 amino acids)
Biological process (GO): protein dephosphorylation; negative regulation of MAPK cascade
Cellular component (GO): cytoplasm
Molecular function (GO): protein tyrosine/serine/threonine phosphatase activity; MAP kinase phosphatase activity
Source: RefSeq, a predicted model, not a curated record